AUUACUGCUAAUAGGAGGGUCAGUAUUUAUAGAAGAUCCCCCCUGGUGGAUAGGAUACCCCUAAUCCUGCCUCACCCAUUUUCAUCCCUGCCUCAUCCCUGCGCCUGGACCGCUCUGCGUCUGCAGCACCAGCCUCAUCCUCGCCCCAAAUCAGCAGAGCUCCGAAAGACAAACGACAAUGUCCACCAGCGAGCGCUUUGACUGCCAUUACUGCAAAGACUCCCUGCUGGGGAAGAAGUACAUAAUGAAAGAGGACACGCAGUACUGCACUAAGUGCUAUGAGAACCUGUUUGCUAACUGCUGUGAGGGCUGCUCUUUAGCAAUUGGCUGCAACUGCAAGGACCUGUCCUACAAGGACCGUCACUGGCACGAGCAGUGUUUCAAGUGUGCCAAGUGCAGCCGCUCUCUGGUGGAAAAGGCUUUCGCUGCCAAGGAUGAGUUGCUGCUCUGCACAGAAUGCUACGCCAACGAUUACUCCUCCAAGUGCACCACCUGCAAGAAGACCAUCAUGCCAGGUUCCCGCAAAAUGGAAUACAAGGGGAACAGCUGGCAUGAGACCUGCUUCCUGUGCCACCGCUGCCAGCAGCCAAUAGGAACCAAGUCCUUCAUCCCCAAAGACUCCGGGUACUACUGCGUGCCGUGCUUCGAGAAGCAGUUCGCCUACCAGUGCUGCGCUUGUAAGAAGGCCAUCACGACAGGUGGAGUGACCUACCAGGACAAGCCGUGGCACCGCGAGUGCUUCCUGUGCAUCGGCUGCAGAAAGCAGCUGUCGGGUCAGCGCUUCACCUCCAGGGAGAACUACCCCUACUGCCUCGACUGCUUCGGCGACCUCUACGCCAAGAAGUGCGUGGGCUGCAGCAGGCCCAUCGCCAGUCUGGCGGGGGCGAAGUACGUCUCCUACGAGGAGCGCCAGUGGCACAGCGAGUGCUUCACCUGCACGCAGUGCUCCGUGUCGCUGGUGGGACGCGGCUUCCUCACCCAGCGGGACAACGUCUUGUGCACCGACUGCGGCCGGGAGAAGUGACCCCCUCCACUGUAAAGCACAUGGGUUUGGCUAAUGCCACGUGCUACAUGCUAAACGCUAAAUGCUAGACUUUGGUGUUAUAAAUGUUCUCUCACACUACCCACGCACGAAAAGGUCGAUUUCACAAACACAAUAAACAAGAGACUGUG
Molecule: messenger RNA, 1173 nt
Organism: Betta splendens (Siamese fighting fish)
Lineage: Eukaryota; Metazoa; Chordata; Actinopteri; Anabantiformes; Osphronemidae
Gene: fhl5
Product: four and a half LIM domains 5
Exons: 6
Coding region: 179-1024 (281 amino acids)
Cellular component (GO): nucleus; Z disc
Molecular function (GO): transcription coregulator activity
Source: RefSeq, a predicted model, not a curated record